Messenger RNA from Lasiosphaeria miniovina, 543 nucleotides. RefSeq lists its product as uncharacterized. The record is from RefSeq and is a predicted model, not a curated record. The transcript has a single exon. The coding region runs from base 87 to 398 and encodes 103 amino acids. NCBI's taxonomy places the organism in Eukaryota, Fungi, Ascomycota, Sordariomycetes, Sordariales, Lasiosphaeriaceae.
GCUCAACAUGAAUAGGUAGUAAGCUAGGCGGCGGCUCCUCCACGGCUUGCGGACUGUUAUCCCUCUUUUUAUUUCUCCCGCGGUUGAUGCGAUUGCCAUCUCCUCAACAUUUUGUGGCUUUUUCCACCAUAACAACUAUACCCAAGGGGCAUACAAAUUUGCUCGGCGGUGAUAUACUUUGGCAGAUCGUACAGUGCCUUACUACUUACCUAUACGUUACUGCUCCUCGUCCUCUUUUCUUUCGUCGUCUCUGUUUCUAUCACGUUUGGUGGCGUCCCUGCCCGAGGUUGAUUUUCAUCGCCAGGUGGCAUGGCACAAUAGCUACUAUCAUUUUUUGUUUUUUUUGUUUGGGUCAACGGUUAAUUCAUGUCAAUCAAUCACGAGGCACAGGAUUUUGACUCUACUGUUUGUAAUCCCCCUCUUCACAUUGAUCGGGGAUUCAUGGGUUCAGGGGCUCGGGUCAACAAAGGGGGCUAUUUACCCCCUGACAUAAUGUAACAUGGCGCGAAUUUUAUUUUCAUUGGCGAUCCCAUUUUGUGUAAG